Molecule: messenger RNA, 207 nt
Organism: Prunus armeniaca (apricot)
Lineage: Eukaryota; Viridiplantae; Streptophyta; Magnoliopsida; Rosales; Rosaceae
Source: the annotation of a GenBank genome assembly
AUGGAAAUUGUAGAUUUUUUGUCUUAUCUUUCCAGCCAUAUAUCAGAUGCCCUGAGGAAAAAUCAGGAAAGACUUCAAAUAGUCAUUCUUCCACAGCAGCACAGUUCUGACGGGAUUGCACCUUAUGCUGACUUAACUUCAAGGACUGCUCUCAUCGGCUGCUCUGAAAAUUCAAGAAAAAUUCCACAAUCAUCUUCAAGGUCUUAG